Mangifera indica (mango) is the source of this 949-nucleotide messenger RNA. RefSeq names its product eukaryotic translation initiation factor-like. The coding region runs from base 16 to 705 and encodes 229 amino acids. The transcript has 5 exons. Lineage: Eukaryota; Viridiplantae; Streptophyta; Magnoliopsida; Sapindales; Anacardiaceae. Gene Ontology annotation, cellular component: eukaryotic translation initiation factor 4F complex; cytoplasm. Gene Ontology annotation, biological process: translational initiation. Gene Ontology annotation, molecular function: translation initiation factor activity; RNA 7-methylguanosine cap binding. The record is from RefSeq and is a predicted model, not a curated record.
UGGAGUCGACCCUCAAUGGGCUUUGUCAAGAUAAGCCCAUUAAAAGGCUCCUUGUUAAAACCAGGGAAUGAAGGAGCGAUAUAUUUGUUGGUGGUUGAUCUUGAAGAAAGGCAAGAAACGAUGGCAACAAGUGAGGCGGCGACCGCGACAGCGGCGGGGACUGAGGCUCAACCCCACAAAUUAGAAAAAAAAUGGACUUUUUGGUUCGACAACCAAUCCAAGCCCAAGCAAGGCGCUGCUUGGGGGACCUCUCUUCGCAAGGUUUACACUUUCGACACCGUCGAAGAAUUCUGGUGCUUGUAUGAUCAGAUAUUCAAGCCCAGCAGAUUGCCUAUUAAUGCUGAUUUCCAUUUGUUCAAAGCUGGAAUUGAACCGAAAUGGGAAGAUCCCGAGUGUGCUAGUGGAGGAAAGUGGUCUGUCACCAGCAACAGAAAGGCUAACCUUGAGAAUAUGUGGCUUGAAACGAUGAUGGCUUUGAUUGGAGAGCAAUUUGAUGAGGCAGAUGAGAUUUGUGGCGUCGUUGCAAGUGUACGCCCAAGGCAGGACAAACUUGCGUUGUGGACCAAGACAGCCGCAAAUGAGGCUGUCCAGAUGGGCAUUGGGAAGAAGUGGAAGGAGAUCAUUGAUGUCACUGACAGGAUUACUUACAGCUUCCAUGAUGAUUCUAGAAGGGAAAGAUCAGUGAAAAGCCGAUACAAUGUGUGAACUCACAGUGAUGUUUUUGCAGCACAGGGCCUGUAUUCUUAGUUGCCACACUAUGGCUAAAGCUAAUGAAACUUUUCUGAUAAUUUAAAUGUGUUGCAAGAUGCUUUUUUGGUUGUAAUGUAAUACAUGGUAUUCCUUGUUUUUGUUGUAAUUUAUUUUCGCAGACACAAACUGAAGUCUUCAUAUACUGGAUGUGUUGUUAACUUUAGAAUUCUUUACUGGUUAGUGACUGAUUAAAGAUUCC